AUGAAAAGAUCGAAAGGUGAAAUCGAAAAGUUUGACAGUCAGUUUGAUAUGUUAUAUGAAGACAGCAAGGUACAAAGAUAUAAACUAGUACAGUCCACACAGACAGACGAAAUAAUGAAAAACACAACUGAAAUAUGCAGAAUGAUAACUGCAAAACAUGUUUCAGAGAUUGAUGUAAGCUCUUGCAAAGACAAGAAAAAACCCUGUAUAAAAAAGAUGUCAGUGGUACAAAGACAUUACCUUGCUGUUGCAGACAAUGACAAUAAAGCAGUGAGGAUAAUUGAUACUAGAACUGGCAAAGUAACAUCUGAAAUAAGUUUGGACUGUGAUUCUGUUUGGAGUGUCACAAAUGUCAAGAGCGAUCAAAUUGUAGUUUCACUGACAUCAUUUGAACCUGAUUUUCAGCAUAAUUUUCUCACUCUCACUGUAUCAGCAUCCGGUGCGAUAAGUAAAGGUAACGUGAUAACAACUAGAAGGCUAAUUUACGAUCUUGUUGCAAUUGCACAACACCUCUAUGUGUUACAUAACAAUGAUAUCAAAGUGCUGGAUAUGCAUGGAAAUAUUCUGAAAACAAUAAUAUGUGACUAUACUUCCUUUCCUUCUAUAGCUGUAAGUCCUGACAAGAAAACCAUUUACUUAACAGACUAUGACAAAAGCAGUGUACAAGGUAUGACCUUGGAAGGCAAGGUCAUAGCAACCUACAAGGACAAGGAUCUUAAACGUCCCUGGGGUAUGACAGUAGACAAUGAGGGAUUUGUGUAUGUAAGAAGUGAUGGAGGCAUUUAUCAGUUGACAAAGAACUGUACCAUGAUUCAAGUUCUCACAGAAGACACGUAUGGCACCGCCAUAACCUAUUCUGGUGCAGAUAACAGACUCUAUGUGGGAGAUGAUAGGAAAGUGAAAGUGUAUGAACUGCAGUAA
Mercenaria mercenaria is the source of this 921-nucleotide messenger RNA. RefSeq lists its product as uncharacterized. NCBI's taxonomy places the organism in Eukaryota, Metazoa, Mollusca, Bivalvia, Venerida, Veneridae. The record is from RefSeq and is a predicted model, not a curated record. The transcript has a single exon. The coding region runs from base 1 to 921 and encodes 306 amino acids.